CCUCCUAAUACAGUCAAGCUUAAGAGAGAGAGAGAGAGAGAGAAUUGGAGAAACAAACGCUCACUCACUCACUCACUCUUAUUUGUUCUUUUCUCCCUUCCCUUCCUCAUCCAUCAUAGCUAUCAUUAGCAACAAAGGUAUAACUCACACAACUCCUCUCCACCUCUUCAACUUUGAUUUUUUCUUCAAAAUUCAACUAAGGGCAAGAGAGCUACUACUACUAUACUAUAUACCUUUUUACUACUACACGUUCUCUUCGCUUCCCCUUUUUCUUUUCCUCUUUUUCUGUCUUAGAUCUUGCACUCACCUUGGAAUUUUUUUGUGAUUGUGAAUCCAGACAUGGGCUUCCUCUUCUUCUUCUCUUCAUUUUCUGAUCUGGGUCGUGCCAGUUUUCCCUUGCGAUCCUCUUCUGUUUCUCUCUUCGGCGCUUGAGGUGGAGCGUUGAUGAGAUCAAUCAAAGAAUUCAGCAUUCUUGGAUAUUGUUGGUGUCUCUGACUCACUGUGGUGUUUCGCUUUGUUUUCUGAUCCGUGUUGCUUUCUUGAAUGAUCAAUCCAAUGGAAGAAGACCAAGAAGUGAAGCACGUGUGCAAGUUCUGCAGCAAGAGCUUCCCUUGUGGAAGAUCCUUGGGAGGCCACAUGAGGUCACAUGUCACCAAUGCUUCAACUGAGAAUGAAGAGAAGGUUUCAGCACCAACAAUAAGGAAGCUUUCAUCUUUCAACAGCAAUGGUGGAGACACUUGUGAAGCAGGAGUUAACAAUGGAGGGUAUGGUCUGAGAGAGAACCCCAAGAAGACUUGGAGGUUCACGGAUUCAAGUGAAGACACUGCGGUGUUGGACAAGUUUUGCAAAGAGUGUGGCAAAGGAUUUCACUCUUGGAAAGCUCUGUUUGGUCACAUGAAGUGCCACUCCGAUAGGGAAAGAGUGACCCAAAAUAACACCUUUUUGGAUGAUCAAGAUUCGUGGACUAAUAAUAACAACAAUGGUAGUCACAAGAUGGUGUUGGAAUUGGAAAGCCAAUCUGAAAAUGAAGCCAGUGCUCCAAAUCGAAGGAGAAGAUCCAAGAGAAGAAGAACAAGGUACAUGGACCCAUCAACCUCUUCUAUUUCUUUUGUUUCUGAGGCUGAGCAGGAGCAGGAAGAAGUUGCUAUGAGCUUGAUGAUGCUUAGCAGGGAUUUGAGUCCUUGGUGUGGUUUGAAUUCUGUUGCCGAGUCCUCUGGCAAUAACUCAAUGCACUUUGAAUUGGAAGGUCCAUCUUUGGUUCCAAAGGUUGAGGGCAAGAGGGUUAUCUCCAGUGGUUCUGAGAUGGCUAAAAAAGUGACCAAGCCAAGGGACAUGAAGUGGGAGUUUGGCAAUUCUGCUGCUUCAAAUCUCAACUCCAAAGGUAAAAAGAGUUCAGAGCUUUUGGCUACUGAGUGUCCUGAAAAUGGAUUUGGGGUCAACAAGACCAAGGAUAUUGGAAAUGAGUUCAUCAGGAAUGGGAAGGAUAAGAAGCCUGAGCUUGAGCUUGAUUCUCAGUUUGAAUUUGAGGACAAUGGAACAGAAUUCAGUAAUAGUAAAUACACUUCAAUCAAGGCAAAGCUUUUGGAUUCUGAGAUGAAGUCAAGUUCUUUGAAGAGUUGGGCAAACAAGACUUCAGAAGCUGAAUUUAGCAAGAGCUCCCACAAGAGAGGCAAGUUUGAAUGUACUACUUGCAACAAAAUCUUUCAAUCAUACCAAGCACUUGGAGGUCACAGAGCUAGUCAUAAGAAGAUCAAAGGUUGCUUUGCUUCAAAAAAUGCGAGCAGUGAAAACAGCACUGAAUUGGAAGCAGACCUCUCCCCUGACCCAACAACAGAAAGUAAGCUCAUGAAGAACAAUAAUACUAUUGACAACAAUGAAAAUGUGGAAGAACAUGAAAUGGUUACUACUAUUGGUUUUGACAAUGAGGAAGACACAGUGAGAGGGUCCAAGAAGAGCAAAGGGCAUGAGUGUCCAAUUUGCCUCAAAGUUUUUCCAUCUGGCCAAGCCUUGGGUGGCCACAAGAGAUCUCAUUUGGCUGGUGGGUCUGAGAGUACUAGAAACUGUCAAAGUCAAACAAUUGUACUUGAGGAAGCAACCCCAGAAAUUAGGGACUUUUUUGAUCUUAAUCUUCCUGCUUCUACAGAGGAAGACAGCAAUAGCCAUAACCAUGCUGAGCCUUACAGAACUUGGUGGGUAGUAGGAGGGAACAACAAGCAGGAGGCACUGGUGGGCCUCAUGUCUAACUAAACUAAACCUCUUAGUUCAUUCCAGCAGAGGUUCAUUUCAACUUCAGAGUGAAGAUUUCAAACUGUAUAGAAACGCUUAUGCAUUUAUUUCAUUAAUUCUUUACAAAAUUCAUGUCUUCUUUGAGCUAUUUCUGUUAUUCUUCAAGUAGUUCGUAAGAAACUUUUGAUCUGUUUCUCUUCCUUUUUGGUUUGGUUUCUAAUUUUCUUUUUCCUUUUGGGGUGAUAUUUGUUGGUUACUUUGUUCAUACUUCAAAGAAUAAGUUCUU
Abrus precatorius (Indian licorice) is the source of this 2512-nucleotide messenger RNA. RefSeq lists its product as uncharacterized. The transcript has a single exon. The record is from RefSeq and is a predicted model, not a curated record. NCBI's taxonomy places the organism in Eukaryota, Viridiplantae, Streptophyta, Magnoliopsida, Fabales, Fabaceae. The coding region runs from base 544 to 2247 and encodes 567 amino acids.